Lactuca sativa (garden lettuce) is the source of this 1206-nucleotide messenger RNA. Lineage: Eukaryota; Viridiplantae; Streptophyta; Magnoliopsida; Asterales; Asteraceae. The record is from RefSeq and is a predicted model, not a curated record.
AUGCCGCCAAGGAAAAGACCCAGACCUUCGGGCAGCACAGCGCCACCACCUCCGACACCACCUCCCCAGUUUGACCCUGAAAUGUUCCAAGCUGCAGUGAUAGCAGCCGUGGUAGCUGCAAUGUCACAAAUUGGCACAAAUAGCAAUGGUGGUGCUGGAUCUGGAGCCACAAACCCUAACCACGGGGAUAGUGCAGGACGCACAAGGGAAUGCACUUACAAGGACUUCAUAAAUGGCAAACCCGAUUCCUUUGAUGGAAGUGGGGGUGUCAUUGCACUAAUUCAAUGGUUCGAGAGGACCGAAGCGAUCUUUGAGAUUUGCGCUUGCCCCGAAGCGAGCAAAGUCAAGUACGCGACAUCCACCUUCACCGGAAGAGCUCUCACUUGGUGGAACGGCAAAGUUAAGUCGCUUACGCUUGCAGUGGCUAACUCGUUAAGUUGGGAGGACUUAAAGAAGAUGAUGUUGAAGGAAUAUUGCCCAAGAGGUGAAGUGCAAAAGCUGGAGCAAGAACUAUGGAAUCUCAGAAUGGCAGGCUCCGACCUUACAACUUACACCAACCGAUUUUGUGAUCUAGCACUCCUUUGUCCCGCUAUGGUCACCCCGGAAGACAAAAAGUUGGAGCGUUACCUCUGGGGAUUGUCCCCCGAAAUUCAAGAUAGCGUGCUCGCCUCAAGACCAACUACCUUCGACAGCGCCAAGGAGUUAGCACAACAACUCAUUGACCACCAUGCCCGCCAUGACACUAUGGCAACCACCCAUACCCAAGCAAGAGGAGGGAACAACGAAAGAAAGUUUUGGGACAACAAGAAAGACCAAUCAACCCAAGGCCUUGCUAAGAAGCAACAGAUCCUUGCUGUUCAUGCUGCCACAACCCUCACCACACCAACUCCCAUGAAACCAUACGCAGGAACACUUCCAAAAUGCAACAAGUGUAACUUCCAUCACACUGGGGCUUGCCGAAAGAUGCAUUGCAAAAACUGCGACAGAGAGGGGCACACUGCUCGUUUCUGUAAGGCACCAGCACGACCCAUCAACCAGGUACCCGGCUCUGGAGCAAGCCCAACCUGUUACGAGUGUGGAGAAACGGGACACUUUAAAAGGGAGUGCCCAAGGACAAGAGAUGCUGGUGGUGGCGGGAGGGUGCUUGCAAUCACCGAGGGAGAAACCACUCCGGAACUGCCCGCAAAUAUCAGUACGUGUUUCUAA